Colletotrichum lupini is the source of this 240-nucleotide messenger RNA. RefSeq lists its product as uncharacterized. Bases 1 to 240 code for a protein of 79 amino acids. NCBI's taxonomy places the organism in Eukaryota, Fungi, Ascomycota, Sordariomycetes, Glomerellales, Glomerellaceae. The record is from RefSeq and is a predicted model, not a curated record. The transcript has 3 exons.
AUGAGGAACCCCAAUACAAACAUCCCAAAGUUCCUUGUUUUGACUGCCUUGAGAACACAGCUAAAGGGUUCCUUGAAUAGCCCCCACGAUGAAUUCAUCUCGACGGAAAUCCAUUUGCUAGGCAUCGCGAUUAUGGCUAACAGCCUUACCUGGUUCGAGACUCCGGCAGCCAUCGCGACCUCACCACCAAAACAGCCUCAAGCUUCUAGCAAAUCAUCACACUCUUUCUCAGGACGAUAG